AAGAAUCUUUCGACCUUCUCAGAAAUCCCAUUUCCCCCUUUUCUGUUUCAAAAUUAUCAACCCUAAAUCUUCCAUUAAAUUUCCCCUUAAUCGUUGUUCUGUGAUCAUUCAUGGUUAUGGCUCAACUUCAAUCCGAUCAGGUGAAACAAUUGAAAGAUAUAUUCGCCAGAUUCGACAUGAAUUCCGAUGGCAGCCUCACCCAACUCGAACUCGCCGCCCUUCUCCGAUCGAUUGGGCUCAAGCCACAAGGUGACCAGAUCCAUUCCUUGUUAGCCAGCAUGGAUUCAAAUGGGAACGGAUCCAUCGAGUUCGAGGAAUUGUUGAACGCGAUUCUACCAGAUUUGAAUGAGGAGGUCCUCAUCAACCACGACCAACUCAUGGAGGUUUUUCGAUCGUUUGACAAAGACGGAAACGGGUACAUCACGGCGGCGGAACUCGCCGGUCAAAUGGCGAAAUUGGGUCAACCGCUGUCGUACCAAGAGCUCACGGAGAUGAUGCGGGAAGCCGAUGCCAAUGGUGAUGGCGUCAUCAGCUUCAAUGAAUUCACGGCCAUUUUGGGGAAAUCAGCGUCGGACUUUUUUCGGGUCACGGCGAGGUAGCGUGACCCGCCCGGCGGCGGUUGACGACUAAUGUGAAAUGGGUUUGACUUAUUCCCGUUGACCCCUUACCCUUCAAUUUUUUUAAUUAGAUAUAGAACAAUCUUUUUCAAUUAAUUGUGUAUAUUUAUUAAUUAUAAUUAUAUUAGUUUCGUCUUCAAAUAUGUUUUCUCAAUUUGUUUAUUUGACGUUUAGAUUAUUUGCUAAUUAAAAUAUCAUUAACAAUUCGUUGACCGUCUGUUCGAUGAAAUGUCUUAAUGAAAUCUUUCCACAAUUUGUAA
Molecule: messenger RNA, 877 nt
Organism: Cynara cardunculus var. scolymus (artichoke)
Lineage: Eukaryota; Viridiplantae; Streptophyta; Magnoliopsida; Asterales; Asteraceae
Product: probable calcium-binding protein CML15
Exons: 1
Coding region: 111-599 (162 amino acids)
Molecular function (GO): enzyme regulator activity; calcium ion binding
Source: RefSeq, a predicted model, not a curated record